Vanessa atalanta (red admiral) is the source of this 691-nucleotide messenger RNA. RefSeq lists its product as uncharacterized. The transcript has 4 exons. The record is from RefSeq and is a predicted model, not a curated record. NCBI's taxonomy places the organism in Eukaryota, Metazoa, Arthropoda, Insecta, Lepidoptera, Nymphalidae. The coding region runs from base 49 to 624 and encodes 191 amino acids.
CACAGUGUUCAGUUCUAUUUGGAUACGAUACGGUUUUAACAAGGGACGAUGAAUAAUAUACAGUUGAUUAUUGAAUCGUUAUUAUUUAUUUUAUUUGUACAAAACAAUAUAGCUCAGUCGGAUGAUGUUUACUACGUUGCGAAUUUCAAUGACGAAGUAAAGGACUGUGAUGGCUUCCAAAAUGAUUUUUUCAAAUGUAAUUCCUUAACAGUUGGUAUUAUAAAUGGGGAGUCAGAUGGAGAAGACAGUCUAGGUCUCUCUGGAAGGCUAGACCUGUUAGCCGAUAUAACUGAUGAGUAUUCGAUCGAUUUAAAAGUGUGGAAGGAAACGGAUUUGGCUAAAGAAUUUAUGUAUACAGUAGCAGGGAAUCUUUGUGGGAGUUUAAAAAAAAAGGACACGCCUUGGUGGCCAUUAGUACAAGGUCUUAAGGCUACGGAAUGUCCUAUAAAAACGGCCGAGUAUCCCAUUGAGAAUAUGGCUAUGUCACUUGAUUUUGCGAAGGACGUCCUACGUCAUGAGUUCGUUGGUGACUAUGAGAUACAAUUAUCUAUCUUAGACUUAACAGAAACCCAACUGUCUUGCCAUAUCAUAUCCGUGGGCAUAACAGAGAAAACGAAAGGAUAAUAUUCGUAUGCCACAAGUUUUCAUUAUGUUAAGAGUGUGUUCUGUAAUAAAUUACAUUUGGAUUAUA